AUGGCACCAAUCAAGACCGUGGAUGGACCAGAGCCCCUUCCACCCAGAGAGAAUCUCACCAGCCGAGCAGUAGACAAGGAUGAUGUCAUCAGGCUGUUUGCUAUCAUCCUGCUGGACCUGUACCAAGAAAGACAUUUGGUCCGCGGCGGGUUCCAGCCGCGCCUUCCGACUUCGCUGCCGCCCCCAGGGCAGCAGCAGCAGCCGUCGCCGCUACCACGCCGACAGCCCGUCCCGUUGAUGCCUCCCGCGCAGCUUCAUCCGGGAGCGCCCCAGGUGGUCGCUCCGGCGCCUGCGGUCCCUCUUCAGUCGCCACCGCCUUCGGAGCUGAUGGACGUCGACCCCUCAGCCGGGCCGCCUUCCCAAGCGGUGGCUGUGCAGCCUGUCCUGCAGCCGCUUUCCUUGGGCACCCCCAAGGAGUCUGACACCGCAGCGCCUUGUCCGGCUCCCACUCCGCAGCCGUCGACGCAGCGUCAGGGGACGCUGCCUCUCUUCGUGGGUCCCGACGCCCCGUCGCGUCCAGUACCAGAAGCUGCGCCCGUGGUCACAGGCAUGAAUGAAAUUUAUACUGGAAAAGAAAGAAGAAAAAAAAAAAAGAAAGCUGCAGCAGUUCUUGCAGGCUAUGAGGUGCUGUACCAGCUUGCCCAGCUUGCAAGCAUCUGA
This is a messenger RNA of Schistocerca americana (American grasshopper), 660 nucleotides long. RefSeq names its product proline-rich protein 2-like. The record is from RefSeq and is a predicted model, not a curated record. NCBI's taxonomy places the organism in Eukaryota, Metazoa, Arthropoda, Insecta, Orthoptera, Acrididae. Bases 1 to 660 code for a protein of 219 amino acids. The transcript is spliced from 3 exons.